Messenger RNA from Gasterosteus aculeatus aculeatus (three-spined stickleback), 3052 nucleotides. It is a transcript of the gene smad3b, whose product is annotated as SMAD family member 3b. Gene Ontology annotation, cellular component: heteromeric SMAD protein complex. Gene Ontology annotation, biological process: anatomical structure morphogenesis; activin receptor signaling pathway; transforming growth factor beta receptor signaling pathway. The record is from RefSeq and is a predicted model, not a curated record. NCBI's taxonomy places the organism in Eukaryota, Metazoa, Chordata, Actinopteri, Perciformes, Gasterosteidae. Gene Ontology annotation, molecular function: I-SMAD binding; DNA-binding transcription factor activity, RNA polymerase II-specific; RNA polymerase II cis-regulatory region sequence-specific DNA binding.
AGGAGGGGCAGAAAGACAGCCGGGCUGACGGAGGAGCUGCUCCACCACUCGGGCGAUCUGAUUUGACUUGCGACGCGAGCCGCUGCCGCCGCCGCCGCUGCUGCUGCUGCUGAGUCCGCGGGCAGCGACCAGCCACUCGUCCGCCUGGGAGUUUAUCCAGCGAAGCUAGCUGGCUAACUCGACGAGAAACUGCGUUAACUGCUACGUUAAUGUUAGCAAUUCUGGGAACCAAGUCCAUGUACUGUAGGUAAUUUUCGACCGGGUGAAUUGAAUUAAAAAAAUGUCUAUAUUACCGUUUACACCUCCAAUCGUGAAGAGGCUUCUUGGCUGGAAGAAGGGAGAGCAGAACGGGCAAGAGGAGAAAUGGUGCGAGAAGGCUGUCAAAAGUCUUGUGAAGAAGUUGAAAAAGACUGGACAGUUGGACGAGUUGGAAAAAGCCAUCACAACACAGAAUGUCCACACGAAAUGCAUAACCAUACCCAGAUCUUUAGAUGGCCGUCUUCAGGUCUCUCACAGGAAAGGUCUUCCUCAUGUCAUUUACUGUCGCCUGUGGCGCUGGCCGGACCUGCAGUCCCACCACGAGCUGAGGGCCGUCGACCACUGUGAGUUUGCCUUCCACACGAAGAAGGAUGAAGUCUGCGUCAACCCCUACCACUACCAGAGGGUGGAGACGCCAACUUUACCUCCUGUUCUGGUGCCGCGGCAUACAGAUAUCCCCGCGGAGUUUCCCCCGUUGGAUGACUACAGUCCAUCCAUCCCAGAGAACACCAACUUUCCCGCUGACAUUGAGCCCCAGAGUAACUAUAUUCCUGAAACUCCCCCACCAGGGUAUCUGAGUGAGGAUGGUGAGACAAAUGAUCACCACCUCAACCACAGCAUGGAGACAGGUUCACCCAGCCUGUCACCCAACCCUGUGUCACCCGCCAACAGUAAUCUUGACUUACAACCUGUGACAUACUGCGAGUCUGCCUUCUGGUGCUCCAUCUCCUACUACGAGCUGAACCAACGCGUAGGAGAGACCUUCCACGCCUCCCAGCCCUCCCUCACUGUCGACGGAUUCACGGACCCAUCCAACUCUGAACGCUUCUGCCUGGGCUUGCUGUCCAACGUCAACCGCAACUCCGCGGUAGAGCUCACACGCAGACACAUAGGGCGGGGCGUGAGGUUGUACUACAUCGGAGGAGAGGUGUUCGCCGAGUGUCUCAGUGACAGUGCCAUCUUUGUUCAGAGUCCUAACUGCAACCAGCGCUACGGCUGGCAUCCGGCCACUGUCUGCAAAAUACCUCCAGGCUGCAACCUGAAGAUCUUCAACAACCAGGAGUUUGCUGCUCUCCUCGCCCAGUCAGUCAACCGGGGCUUUGAGGCCGUCUACCAGCUCACCAGAAUGUGCACCAUUCGCAUGAGUUUUGUCAAAGGUUGGGGAGCAGAGUACAGACGUCAGACAGUGACCAGCACCCCCUGCUGGAUAGAACUGCAUCUCAAUGGCCCUUUGCAGUGGCUGGACAAGGUUCUCACCCAGAUGGGCUCUCCCAGCAUCCACUGCUCCAGUGUGUCCUAGGAGCAGAACCGCUACCCCUUCGCAUCCACAAACCACAUAGGACAAGUCAAGCAUCCCAUGGUGAUGAGAUACUAGCCAUCAGAUCGAAAGAUCCCUCGCCGUCUCUAACAUUUCAAAUCCCCAGCACUUUCCUUACUACCAUUUAGUGUCUCCGUUUGAUGGUUAUUUAAGGACUUUUACAUGGUUUCGUUUUUCAUUUGGUAAACGGGCAGCCACAGGGUAUUUGCAAUAGGUUUCAAAAGGUUAAUCACAUUUCCUUCUCUAUUCAUUUAGACCUCAUGUCUGCUCAGUGCUGUGCUUUUUUAUAUUGAAAUGUUUGUUUGAUUUGAAAUUGUCAGUUUCAGGUUAUAACUAACUUUUAACAUAUUUCAAACUCAUUUUGAUUCUGUGAAUUAGCUCGAAUAUGUUGUCAUUGUUGGUGUUUUAGUGUCCUUGUACCUUGUCCCAUUAGGAGGAAUUAGGAGGCUUAUUUAUCAACUAAACCAUAAAUUAUUGACAAAUUAAAUAUAGUAAUGAUUAAAUAGACAAUUUGUUAUUAAUAUCUUAAGUACAAUGUACUAGCCCCAUUGAGAGAUAUAUAUUUAAAUUAUAUGAUUGAUCAUGUGAUUUGUAUUUGUAAUUGUAAUGUAAUAUUCAGUUUAAAAAAUGUAAUUUUUAAACUGAAUAUAGACAUCAGCACCAUUGUUUCUUGAGAAGAACACUUUUAUGAAAACUACUUUGCUCAGUGAAAGACAUUUUCUAAGUUAUUUUUGCAUACUGUCCUAUGUGGGAAUAUUUUUUUUAUUGCCUCAAAAUGAUUGAACAUAAAUAUUUAUAGCUUGUGACUUCUCGUAGUCGUGCAGUGCUUGAAACAGUUGAGCCAACUGGCCUCUGGCGUGAGUGGAUUCACAAAAAGACUCUUAUUGAUCCUUAAAAGCAGGCUUUUUAAACACGGGUCAGUGUAAGCGUUACAUAGAACUACUGUUCCAGCUAUUUUCAUAGGGACAAAAGGUCUGAACAAUCCUAGUGAACAGGUUGAAUUCAGGACCCCGUGUGACUUUAGUGUGAAGCGUACUGACUAGCGGUAACCAUGGCAGUGGGUAAAUAAUGCACUUAGUUGAUUAGUGUGAUGCUUUAGAUCUGGUAUGGCUUGUCUAGUAAAUACUAUAUAUUACAUGUACCUUGCUACAAUAUAAGGCCUGUGUUAUAUGCUCGCUGUCCUUUGUCAUUGAAGGUGCCUUGUUCAUCUUGCACUUAUGUAAGACUGAGUCACCAUGGAAUCUAUUAAACUCUUACAAGGUGCUAAAUGGAAAUAAUGUGUACUACAGUAUGUUGGGUAUAGUUGCUAGUUCUUUAUUUCAUUGCUUGUUUUCCUUUUAGUUUUGGGAUUUUUUUCCUCAAAGGACCUUUGUUAUUGAUGAAUAUAUUGGUAACUGAGUAAUAUUAUUUCAAGUAAUUUUUAAAAUCAUGAUUAAUACAGUGACAGAAAAAUAAAAUCCAUAUAAAUGAAAGCAG